AUGCUUGGGACUUCUCCGCCGACGAAGCUUCGUACUGAUGCGCGUCGUUCGUCGAAUAAGGACCAACCAACGAGUGAACAGCAAGCGCCGAGUGUCGAAGAGACCAAGCUCCGAAUCCACCGGAAUCGGCGGCGCAUUUACCAGCAGCGCUACCGGAAGAAACUCUGCGGACGGGAGACGACGUACGAGGAAGAAGUCGCACAGCUUGGAGGGAUACCGACGCAGCCAACGUCGUGGCAAGUCGUGGCCGAAUACUACUCGCUCUUCCGCAACGGCUUGAAGCCUCUGGUGGUCACUUCAGACGUCAGCAGCGAGUGCGUCCAGGAAACUCACGUGCAGAAGCGCUUCCUUCAAGCGAACAUGACUCCGGAUGUCGCUACCAACUCCGGACUUGGGGUGGCCGCGCUGCUCGCUGAAUGGGAACGACUUCGCGUGUGCUACCCAGACCUGAGGGUGAAGCUUGUGAGCUUGAAUCAUGGGGAGGGAGACGCGAUGAGGGCGAUGAGUCAGCGGUUUGUCACGAUCACCGAGCAGACGCUGCGCAACGCGUUCCAGCACCUCAUCAACGGAUAG
This is a messenger RNA of Phytophthora sojae, 573 nucleotides long. RefSeq lists its product as hypothetical. The transcript has 2 exons. Lineage: Eukaryota; Oomycota; Peronosporomycetes; Peronosporales; Peronosporaceae. The coding region runs from base 1 to 573 and encodes 190 amino acids. The record is from RefSeq and is a predicted model, not a curated record.